Messenger RNA from Perkinsus marinus ATCC 50983, 628 nucleotides. Its product is annotated as proteasome subunit, putative. Gene Ontology annotation, cellular component: proteasome core complex; cytosol; nucleus. NCBI's taxonomy places the organism in Eukaryota, Perkinsozoa, Perkinsida, Perkinsidae. The record is from RefSeq and is a predicted model, not a curated record. The transcript is spliced from 6 exons. The annotation marks the transcript as partial.
UAAACUCCUAGAGUCGGGUAAAGCAAGUGAGAAGAUUUACCCCAUUGAUGAUCAUGUCGUAUGUGCGGUCGCUGGUAUUACGAGUGAUGCCAAUGUGCUUAUCAAUCAACUGCGACUAUCAGCUCAAAGGUAUCGAUAUUCGUAUCAAGAACCAAUACCAGUGGAAAAGUUGGUGACUAGUGUAUGCGAUGUGAAACAACAGUACACGCAAUUUGGCGGUCUGCGUCCAUUCGGCGUGUCCUUCCUCUUCGCUGGCUAUGACGACCAUUACGGUUUCCAAUUAUACCACACUGAUCCCUCGGGAAAUUUGAGUGGGUGGAAGGCCACGGCUAUCGGUGUGAAUAACCAGACGGCACAGGGCAUCCUCAAAACUGACUGGCAUGAGGAUAUGUCCACUAAGGAGUGUUUGGACUUGGUUGCAAAGGUGUUGGUGAAGUCCAUGGACACCGCCACGCCGACCGCCGAGACUCUCGAGUUCGGCGUUUUGACCUUGAAUAAGGAUAAGGAGGUUGCCUUCCGAAUGUUGUCUGAUGAUGAAAUCAAUACUCUUAUGGCGGCGGCUAAGCCUGAAAAGCCGGCUGGUAAGUUCUGUGGUCACUCGCGAAGUUCCGUAUUGAUUUCCUUGUAG